AGUUUGGGAGCCCUAAUUUCAUAACUAACUAUGAAUUGGUGGAAACCAAAACAGUCGCCAUCCUCCUCAGAGCCGCCGCGGCGCGGCGGGCUUUUCCACAAUCUGCAAUCCCAAUUCUCCAACUUCCUCCAGAUGCCCCAAAACUUGCUCUUCAACGGCUGCCGUGCAACAGCUCAAACCCCGAAUAUUACUUCAGAUCAAGCUUGGGAUGCUUUAAAGCAAUUAUUCUACCCUCGUUAUGUUGUUUAUAAUACAAGAAUGGGCCUAAGGGACCUGAAGUAUAAACGCACAAUCAAGGAUUAUGUUAUGGUGGCAACAAUGAUUAUGCUUCAGAUCCAUAUUCUCUCAGAUGAUGAUCUACUUAAAUUAGCAUACGAACUUCAAUACUGGACAAAGCAAGAAUUAAACCGUUACAACCAUCAUAGGAAAAAGAAUCUUGCUAUGUCUGAAGAGGAAAUUGGAGAAAGAUUAUGUAGAGUGCCUGUUUAUAAUAUCAAAUUUUCUGAGUAUGAAGCAGCCCAGAUGGCUUCACUCACGAAUCGAAGGAAAACAAUUCUAGGGUAUUUUUUAGGUAAGGCAGAUGCCAAAGCUUAUGCGGAGCAUGGCCUCGUAGUUUCAGUACCCCCCAGGAUUCCCUACGUAGAUUCUGAACGACUUGACGUUGUUAUGGAUUACAAUAUGGUAUUGGGGCCUCUUAAGUUGAUACCAGAGGCAACUGAAGUGAAGAAUGCAUUAGAGGUUAAAAAGAAGGCUGGUCUUCCUUGUAAAGAGUUUUCUGGCAUUCCGGUUUUCGAGUCAAAGAAUUUGAGUUUAUGUCAAGACUGUUAUAUCACAAAUGAAGAGUUCUCAGAUGGAAGACGUCUGGUUUUCUUCAAAAAGGAGGACCUAGAGAAGUCCCUGGCAAGAGCAAGAGUUGCAAGUCAUGAUGGAGUAUCAAAUUUUUCAGAUGCAGGGACACAUAUAGAGGUUGCUGCCCUUGAAGAUAUUAUAAAAGCAAUGAAGGAUAAUUCAACGUCGGAGUGGAAUAGUGUUUAUUUCGCAUAUCCUGGAGAAGAUUUUACAACCCUUUCAUUAGUCCAGAGCUAUGAGGACAUAUUAAGAGAGAUGGAUAAUUUCAAAUGAUGGAGAUAUUAUUCCAAUUAAGAAGUCUUUUUUAUUUAUUUUUAAAGUUACUUGAAUUGGACAUCUUCUUAGGACUUGACUUAUAUAAUUACUUUAUAUCUUUGCUUCUCAUUUUUAAAUGUUGAGGGGUUUGAUCAACAUACCCCCAAAGUAGAUAUCGUAGUC
Molecule: messenger RNA, 1287 nt
Organism: Olea europaea var. sylvestris
Lineage: Eukaryota; Viridiplantae; Streptophyta; Magnoliopsida; Lamiales; Oleaceae
Product: protein TIC 22-like, chloroplastic
Exons: 8
Coding region: 31-1122 (363 amino acids)
Biological process (GO): protein transport
Cellular component (GO): chloroplast
Source: RefSeq, a predicted model, not a curated record